Messenger RNA from Engraulis encrasicolus (European anchovy), 3207 nucleotides. It is a transcript of the gene sec23b, whose product is annotated as SEC23 homolog B, coat complex II component. Gene Ontology annotation, biological process: COPII-coated vesicle cargo loading; endoplasmic reticulum to Golgi vesicle-mediated transport; COPII-coated vesicle budding. The coding region runs from base 153 to 2510 and encodes 785 amino acids. The record is from RefSeq and is a predicted model, not a curated record. The transcript is spliced from 19 exons. Gene Ontology annotation, cellular component: COPII vesicle coat; endoplasmic reticulum exit site. Gene Ontology annotation, molecular function: zinc ion binding; GTPase activator activity. Lineage: Eukaryota; Metazoa; Chordata; Actinopteri; Clupeiformes; Engraulidae.
ACAUCGGAGAAGAUACCGGUCGGGUUGAGCUCGGUUGAGCGGAGUUGCCAGCCGAAAUUUCCUUGCCCAUCUGCUUGUUUCCGAGCAGAUGUGAUUUUUAUUUUCCGGAUUACCUUCUUGGAUUUUGGAUUUGCGGAUUUAAUUAAGACACAAUGGACCAACAACAGCAGCAGCAGCAACAACAACAGCAGCAGCAGCAGGCGCAGGCCUCCCUGACCUACCAGGAGUUCAUCCAGCAGAAUGAGGACCGGGACGGGGUGCGUUUCAGCUGGAACCUCUGGCCCUCCAGCCGCCUGGAGGCCACGCGCCUGGUGGUGCCCGUCUCCUGCCUCUUCACGCCCCUGAAGGAGCGGCCCGACCUGCCGCCCGUCCAGUACGAGCCCGUGCUGUGCAGCCGCGCCAACUGCCGCGCCGUGCUCAACCCCCUCUGCCAAGUGGACUUCCGAGCCAAAAUCUGGGCCUGCAACUUCUGUUUCCAGAGAAAUCCAUUCCCUCCAUCUUACGCUGGCAUCUCCGAGGUGAACCAACCGGCUGAACUCAUGCCUCAGUUCUCCACCAUUGAGUACAUAGUGCAGCGCGGUCCCCCGUCCCCCCUCAUCUUCCUGUACGUGGUGGACACCUGCCUGGAGGAGGAGGACCUCCAGGCGCUGCGGGAGUCCCUGCAGAUGUCCCUCAGCCUGCUCCCGCCCAACGCCCUGGUGGGCCUCAUCACCUUCGGCCGCAUGGUGCAGGUGCACGAGCUCAGCUGCGAGGGCAUCGCCAAGAGCUACGUCUUCAGGGGCACCAAGGAGCUCACGCCCAAACAGAUCCAGGAGAUGCUGGGUCUGAUGAAACCGGCCGCCUCUGGCCAGCAGGGACGACCCCUCGCCGCCCCAGACAUGGCUGCCACCUGCAGGUUCCUGCAGCCGGUGCACAAGGUGGACAUGAACCUGACGGACCUGUUGGGGGAGCUGCAGAGGGACCCGUGGCCCGUGGCACAGGGCAAACGCCCACUCCGCUCCACCGGCGUCGCCCUCUCCAUCGCCGUCGGACUGCUGGAGGGUACGUUCCCCAACACCGGUGCCCGUGUCAUGCUGUUCACGGGCGGCCCCCCUACCCAGGGCCCUGGCAUGGUGGUGGGCGACGAGUUGAAGACCCCCAUCCGCUCCUGGCACGACAUCCAGAAGGACAACGCACGGCACCUGAAGAAGGCCACCAAGUACUAUGAGGCUCUGUCCCAUCGUGCCGCUGACAACGGCCACAGCAUGGACAUCUACGCCUGUGCCCUGGACCAAACGGGGCUCUUGGAGAUGAAGUGCUGCUCUAACCUCACUGGAGGUCACAUAGUGAUGGGAGACUCCUUCAACACGUCGCUCUUCAAGCAGACCUUCCAGCGGGUCUUCACCAAAGACUACAACUCAGAGUUCCGCAUGGCCUUUGGAGGAUCCCUCGAAGUCAAGACCACGCGGGAGCUGAAGGUAUCGGGGGCCAUCGGUCCCUGCGUCUCGCUCAACGCCAAGGGACCCGGCGUCUCAGAAAACGAAAUGGGAGUGGGUGGUACGACCCAGUGGAAGGUGUGCAGUCUCAACCCCGCUACUACGCUGGGAAUCUACUUUGAAGUCGUCAACCAGCAUAACGCCCCCAUCCCCCAGGGUGGCCGGGGGGCCGUGCAGUUCAUCACCCAGUAUCAGCACUCCACCAUGCAGAAACGCAUCCGCGUCACCACCGUGGCCAGGAACUGGGCGGAUGCGCAGUCCCAGAUCCAGCACAUCGAGGCGUCCUUCGACCAGGAGGCGUCUGCAGUCCUCAUGGCCCGCCUGGGCGUCUUCCGGGCCGAGACGGAGGAGGGGCCCGACGUCCUGAGGUGGCUGGACCGGCAGCUGAUUCGCCUGUGUCAGAAAUUCGGCCAGUACAACAAGGAUGACCCCAACUCCUUUAGACUCUCACAGUCCCUCUCGCUUUACCCACAGUUCAUGUUCCACCUGAGGCGGUCUCCGUUCCUGCAGGUGUUCAACAACAGCCCUGAUGAGAGCUCCUACUACCGCCACCACUUCAUGAGGCAGGACCUCACCCAGUCCCUCAUUAUGAUCCAGCCCAUCCUCUACUCAUACUCCUUCUACGGACCACCAGAGCCCGUGCUCCUGGACAGCAGCAGUAUCCUGCCCGACCGCAUCCUGCUGAUGGACACCUUCUUCCAGCUGGUCAUCUACCACGGAGAGACCAUCGCGCAGUGGCGCAAGGCGGGCUACCAGGAGAUGGCCGAGUACGAGAACUUCAAGCAGCUGCUGCAGGCGCCGCUGGACGACGCGCAGGAGAUCCUGCAGACGCGCUUCCCCAUGCCGCGCUACGUGGACACGGACCACGGCGGUAGCCAGGCGCGCUUCCUGCUCUCCAAGGUCAACCCCUCGCAGACCCACAACAACCUCUACGCCUGGGGACAGGAGUCUGGAGCUCCCAUCCUCACAGACGACGUCAGUCUCCAAGUCUUCAUGGACCACCUCAAGAAGCUGGCAGUGUCCAGCUCGGCCUAAACUACCAACACCCCACCCCACCCCUACUCACUGUACCCUUACUAGCCUUGGACCAAAUGGAUUGUGUGUGUGUGUGCAUGUGUGCGUGCGUGUGUGUGUAAUUAAUGAAAUAAAUGUGUACUUGUGUAUAAGUAAUGGUGUGUGUGUGCGCAUGUGAGUGAGAUUGCAAAAAAGUGUGAUUGGCCUUCGUUAACGUGGACCCUUCGCAAACAUUCAUUUCUGGGGACAAAUGGAAAAUAAUGUACGAGAAGAAGGAAUUCCUCAGUCCAUCCAUCCACCCAUCCAUUAAUGUUGUUGUUUAUUUUGCCUUUUGUUUUGUUUUUGUUUAUCUUCUUCGUACCCAUUCCUUUCUCCCACUGGCACGCCUGCUGAGUCCCUUGCUGUACCUCAAAUUGAACUCUUAGUGAUUUUUUUUCAUGUUUACUUUUUUUUUUUUUUACGUUUCACAUAACUGGAUAAUUAUGCUAAUUUAAAGUUCAUGUUUUGUGUCCUUGUCCUUUAGUUUGUGUGAUUAAAUGUUUUUUUCUUUUGUCUAAGAUUGAAAUCCUUAACCUAAUAAUGUGCCCCCAAACCAAACAAAAAUGAAGUGUUGUUGUUACAAUGUUCUGAUGAAUGAAGGUCUAUGUAUUAUAGACUAGAAAAUGAAAGAAUUAUAUAUAUUUGAGAGAUAUAAAGACUGAUAUUUCAAUGAAGAACA